Molecule: messenger RNA, 1385 nt
Organism: Drosophila hydei
Lineage: Eukaryota; Metazoa; Arthropoda; Insecta; Diptera; Drosophilidae
Product: phosphotriesterase-related protein
Exons: 5
Coding region: 149-1201 (350 amino acids)
Biological process (GO): catabolic process
Molecular function (GO): hydrolase activity, acting on ester bonds; zinc ion binding
Source: RefSeq, a predicted model, not a curated record
ACAAUCAGUUGCCCCAACGCGCUCAAAGUGAUCGCACGUGACAGCAGCACUCGGCGACAACGGCAACUUGGUGCAGACUCCAAAAGUUCCAUAAGAUUCGAGAGUGAGGCAGGAAUAGCAGUCGGUGACCCCAAUUUGUAGUAGAGAAAUGUCAAGAGUGCAAACUGUUCUUGGUAGCAUUACGCCCAAUCUGCUGGGUCGUACACUUACCCAUGAGCAUGUGGCUCUCGACUUUGAGCAUUUCUACAAGCCACCGCCGGCGGACUUUGAGAAUGAAUUGCGGCAAAAGAUCAGCAUGGCUACGUUGGGCUACGUUCGUCUGUAUCCGUACUCGAGCAGGGAGAACGUGCGCUUCUAUGACGAGGAGGCGCUCGAAGCAUCCAGAAAGGACGUGCUCCUCUACAAGAAGCAUGGCGGCGGCGCCAUUGUGGAGAACAGCAGUUACGGACUGAAACGCAAUCUGGAAUUCAUUGUGGACCUGGCCAAGACAACAGGGGUACACUUUAUUGCUGGCACGGGCCACUACAUACACGCCACGCAGGACUCCUCGCACACGAAUCUAACAGUCGAGCAGAUGACAGAUCUCUACACUAAGGAUAUUCUAACUGGCAUCGACGUGAACGGUCGCAUUGUGAAGUGUGGUUUCAUUGGCGAGGUGGCCAGCGUGUUUCCCGUUCAAGAGUUCGAACGACAUGCCCUGCUGGCCGCUGGCGAAAUCCAGGAGGUGCUUGGUUGUGGCGUCUCACUGCAUCCGCAUCGCGUAUCCAAGGCACCAUUUGAAAUCAUGCGGCUCUAUCUCGAGGCCGGCGGACGGGCCAACAAAUGCGUUAUGUCGCACUUGGACCGCACAAUUUUUGACAUGGAUGAAUUGCUGGAGUUUGCCAAGCUGGGCUCUUACUUGCAGUACGACCUCUUCGGCACAGAGAGCUCCUACUACCAGCUGAACUCCACAGUGGACAUGAUAUCAGAUGGCCAGCGCAUAGAGAAUAUCAUGAAGUUGAUCAAUGAAGGACUCGUUGACAGGCUGCUCAUGUCGCACGACAUACACACAAAGCACCGACUGACUUCCUAUGGCGGCCACGGAUACCAUCAUAUACAAAUGAAUAUUCUGCCACGCAUGUUCCAGCGCGGCGUCACCCUGGAGCAGGUCGAGCAGAUGACUGUCACCAAUCCGGCAAACUGGCUGAGCUUCAACGCCUAGACAGAUCGGAACUGAGCACAUCAUAUGUUGUAUAUGAACUUUGCACUGUCCUACGCAGAUCACAGUUUGUUUUUUGUUUUAUUGCCCAUUUUAUUUGCAUCUUUGUGUUGUACUUUGUUGUGUUCAUGCGAUGAUAAGAUAAGCUGUGUUGUUUUUCGGCUGGAGCCCAAAAAUAAAGUAAUUG